CCGGAGGAUCAGGAUCAGCCGGAGCAGCCAGCCUCCCGCUCCAACUCCAUCGAUGUGACGAGAACAAGGAGAACAUACCCCGCUUCUCCUUCUCCUCGGAGGCCUCCACCGACUCCAGUCCAAUGAAAAACCGGAGAAGCAGAGACCAAUGGAACCCCUCCGCCGAUCUGGCCGAGAAUCCCAUCAGCGUGAAGGAGGCCACGCGCAAGUUCAACCGGAUGGCUUCCGAAGAGGAGGCCAAAAUCAUAUCGCCGCCAGCCAAGAAGAAGCCAGAGAAGCAAUUAAUCGAGGAGAAGGAUUCGCCCGAGGUUACGCUGGCGCAUCCCAAGGCGAAGGAGUGGAUCGUCUCGAUGGCGAAGGCUAAUUACCAGGAGCUGGCCAAGAUGGCCAGCGAGUUCCCGGAACUGGUUAAGCUGCAGUGUCCAGCAACGGGCUAUACCGCUUUGCACUGGGCAGCCAAGCACGGCAAUGAAGAUGUGGUUAAACUAAUUGCCGGCACCUAUAAGGCCGAUGUAAAUGCCAGAACGAACGGGGGAUACACACCCCUUCAUUUGGCUACCCAGUUUGGAAGAGAUAAUAUAUUUGAACUACUCUGGAAUGUCUAUAAGGCCAAUAGGGACAUCAUGGACUGGAGUGGCAACAAGCCCCUGGACUACAGUCGCCAGCGGUCGAGUGUGUCCGCCUCGACCUGCAGCAAAAUCAAGGCUCGCAAAAAGCAUGCAAUCGAAAAAGAUUUGGGCUUCCUGCGGAUUGGUUCGUUGAAUGUCAGGGUAAAGAAGACCACCGAGGCGUUCAGCAAUUUCUUGGGAGUGGGCAAUGGCAGUGGGGUGGCCCCGAUGGGCUAUGGCAGUGGCGGGGGAGCGGGGGCAGCAAGUCGCCCUCACCAUCGGUCUCACCGAGCCCCUCACCAACGUCAUCAUCACCACGUUGGUACGACACGGAGUCGGCAUCCGAAUCAGAGGGCAGCGAUGAGCACACCCUACGGGACGAACGGCGGCCUUCCAUCGAGGGCGAGUGUUCCCAAUAACCGGAAUAUCUACGACGGAGUGCACAAGUCUUGGGGAUCGGCAGACAACAUACCACACCGAUCGGAGGAGCUAAUGCCGCCGCCCAAGACGGUGGAUUAUAUCAGCAAGCGGAACAAGUCCUCGAAGCGCUCGUCGUAUGCUUCGAAUGCCACCGAUUCACCUCGGGAUUCCAUUUGCUCCUCGAACUCCAGUUCCAAUCUGAAUGGCGGAUAUAGCAGCAUGCCCACGACCCCGAAUCAAUUGCGUGCUCCCAAGGGCAUCGCUACAUCCUUCGCAGUUGAUUCCGAUUCGGACUCCGCCUGUGGAUUUGACUCCAGCUGGUCGGUCAACUGUCGUGGAUCUUCAAGCAGCAAUCCAUCGCAAUCCUAAAUACCUGAAUAAGUGUGUUAGGCCACAAGCCCAAAUGUCUACAUACCAUACAACAUAUAACAUUGACCAUGUAAUCGUGAAAGUAUUUGUUUUUUAAUGAACUAAAAUAUUAUCUAAGACUAACAAUUUUUUGUGUCUGUGAAAUAUUCAUUUGAAAGAAGCUUAUGUUUUGUCUUUAAUGUCACACUUUGUACCCAUCCUUUAAACAUAACACAGUAUAUAUGUAUUCCUGAUUAAAAAUUAA
Molecule: messenger RNA, 1641 nt
Organism: Drosophila suzukii
Lineage: Eukaryota; Metazoa; Arthropoda; Insecta; Diptera; Drosophilidae
Source: RefSeq, a predicted model, not a curated record